AUGCGGUCUCAGUUACUUGCUCGUCGGACUCGGUCUUUGGUAAAGACCCAGCCUCCUUACCACCGCGCUCUCAUUUCUUCCACCCACGCUCUUCGCUAUCCUCGCAAGGAGCACCCUACUUGGUCUCCGCAAGCGACACCUCGUCUUUCCAAACGGGCGUCGUCGUCCGUCACACCUUCUGCUGUCGGAACUGACCCACCUGCGCCGCCUCUCCCUAAUCCCUCUGAACCUCCUUCUGAACCUCCCUCCGACGAUGUUGAAGAAAAAUCGAAACGCCGAACGAGUGUAUUGACGUCUAGUAAAGACGCUGACGCCUCUCCUCAGCUUCCUGAUGGAUUAGACAUCCUGUGGACACCAGAAUCUGAUCCAGCACAUCCUUCACCGUCAACGGGGUCAACAAAGGCGUUACCUCCGCCAGAGAUUUUCGAUGAGCUGCUGCAUCACCUGCAUAUUACCUUCCAUCCCCAGACCCAACACCGAGCUGUGUAUUCUUCGCCUGUGGGACCUCUCGUAGAGCCUACCUUUGCUCUUUACUGCCCAAUAGAAGGCGGAGACUACUAUAUAGACCAAACUGUUCGUGAAUUGGCAGGCCAGACGGGCGCAGAGGUGCUGGUGUUAGAUGCUGUCCAACUUGCCGCUGGCGAGUCAGGCCAUUUCGGUAAAGCUGCUUCCGUCCUUCAAAUACCCAACAACCCUUUGCAUUUCCCGUCUUCCUCGACGUCUAGCCCUGCAAGCAAUGCUCGUGCGAUGCCCAUUCCUGAGGAUGAUGAAUUUGACGACCCCACACAGUUCAUACCGACACAGCAUAUGACUUUGCACGUAUUGGCUCCGAUCACCUCGCGAAGUCGCGCUCUAUUGGCGUCUCCUGCGAGAAGUAAUCCAAUGUCAAAGCUGAAGGCCUUUUUUGACGACCUUGUCAACUUAUCGUCGGAAUCUAGGACCUUAGAUGUGUCCCCAGAUUUUUCUCCUCCCUCUCCGCCACCUCGGCGCCCGCGUAUUGUUUAUGUCCGAGAUUUCCCAACUCUCGCUCCCUCUUCCUCUACGUGGUAUCCAGCUCUCCUGAGUGCAGUUCGUCAACGGCGUCAGGGUCCGAUAUCGCGCCCGAACUCGCCUGUUGUGAAUCCAAUGACAAUUAUCUUCGGCAUAACGCCUCCUUUUAUUGCUCCAUCGUCUCCUUCCACCUCGUCGGGACCGAAUCAAGGCCUUGUGAACCUUCUUAAUUCACGUAGUGCUGCGUCUUCGGGCAGACUUACCAACCAAAAUGGCAAGUCAGAUUAUGGCGAAGACAGCUCUGGAGACAAGGGACGCGAGAAACGGAUGCUCAAACGCUUGAAGAGAUGGGCAAGGGGCGAUGUGACCUCCCAGGAUCUGCCUCAGCUUUCCGUCUCAAGUGAAGAAGCCGACGAAUUGAGCGGAUCUAAACCUCGAUCCACUAACAUUGUUGUUGUGGGUGGACCAGAGGGUCUAUCUGGUUUCCCUAGCAUGCUUGGAUCUGCAUUGCCGGGCUCUACCAGCUCUUCCUUCGGGCGCAGUAGCCACGCUUACUCAGAAACAGACGGUAAAACUCAGUUCUUCCGUACCUCAAUCGUGAUGCCUGCUUUGCGCUCACUUUCCCAUGAGAAGACCGCGCGCAUGGCUCGUCGGAGGGAGAUCAACGAGUCGACAAUGCGGAUGGGAGUCGCCGCAAUUGGCGGCGAGUUGACAAAAUGGGAACGCGAUACCGACGUCGCUCUUUCAUCCGAACAAACAUCUAUGAGUGAGAACGAGCAGGCCAUGUGGGAGGAGUGGGGCAAAACGAUACAGGUUUGGUCGGUUGUACGGCAGAUCGCAGACCGUGCGGUUGGCAGUGUGAUCGCGCAAGGAGCCCGUGAAUUACUGAAGUCUUCGCUAGAAGCGACUUCUAUUCCAUGGUCUGCUGUAUGCGACGGAUGGGCAUCACAGAGAUCGAUGCAGGACAUUUGGAAGUCGAUGUUGCAGGAUACGUCGGUCAAGAUUCUCCAUGAAAGCGAGGCAAACGCUGACAAGAAGGAAGUGGAUGACGAGCCUAGCGUAGACGAAGUUGUCGAACGUGUCAAACAGGACCCUGAUCUUGACCAGCAUGAGCAUCGAUUGCUGAGUUGUAUCGUCGAUACGACUUCCUUGUCUACCACUUUCAGUCAAGUCCAUCUCCCUCCGCAUACCAUUGAUUCGGUGCGGACGGUCGUGUCCCUCCCACUGCUGUAUCCUGUUGCGUUCCAGCAUGGCAUUCUCAAAGAGCAUAGUAUGGCAGGGUGUCUGUUGUUCGGCCCGCCAGGAACAGGCAAGACGUUGGUCGUGCGAGCACUAGCGAAGGAAGCCGGAUGCCGUAUGCUGGCGAUAUCCCCUUCUGACGUGAUGGACAUGUAUGUCGGUGAAGGCGAGAAGCUCGUCAGAUCUGUCUUUUCCCUUGCAAGGCGGCUGUCACCCUGCGUCGUCUUCAUCGAUGAACUGGAUGCGCUCUUUGGCGCCCGAGUGUCUCGCGAAACGGGAGGCGGAAUUGCUCACCGGGGCGUGAUCACCGAGUUCAUGCAGGAAAUGGACGGCCUGAAGUCAUCGAAAGAGGACAACGUCAUCGUCAUCGGUGCUACCAACCGUCCUUUCGAUCUCGACGAUGCCGUCCUCCGUCGCUUGCCUCGUCGUUUGCUCAUCGACCUUCCAGGAGAAAAGGAGCGAGAAGAGAUCUUGAAGAUACUCCUGCGCGACGAAACACUUUCCCCUGGCGUGAAUUUGAAAGACUUGGCGAAGAAGACUCAGAGCUUCUCGGGCUCAGACUUGAAACAUUUGUGUGUCUCAGCCGCCCUUGACGCCGUGAAGGAGCAUGUCGACGUUCCUUGGCGCGCGCCUACGUCGGGAUCGACGAAUCCAGUAACCCUUACUGGUUCCGCCGCCUCUGUUGUCUCUGACGCUACGCCCUCACAAGCUUCACAAGCCGCAUCGCUCGAACCAGCAGAUGCCCUAGAGGCAUCGGCAGACCAAACUAAUGCUACGAGUGGUAGCGGGCCCGCUGCAGAAACUGCUCUGCCUUCCCACAGCCGGACACUCAGCUCUCGCAACUUCGACAAGGCGCUUCAGGAGAUCACGCCGUCGGCGUCCGAGUCGCUGGGGAGCCUCGCGGAGCUGCGCAAGUGGAACGACGAGUUUGGCGAGGGACGCCGGGAGCGCGCGAAGCAGUUCUGGGGCAAGGGCAGGUUCGGGUUCGUGAUUGAGACUAACGAGAACAACAAGGUUGGUUCGAGUGAGAAUGAGCACGAGAAGAUGGAAGCACAACCGUCAGUAAGCCAUGACUCGCAUCCGGUACAGUGA
Sparassis crispa is the source of this 3321-nucleotide messenger RNA. RefSeq lists its product with no specific name. Bases 1 to 3321 code for a protein of 1106 amino acids. Gene Ontology annotation, cellular component: mitochondrial outer membrane. The record is from RefSeq and is a predicted model, not a curated record. Lineage: Eukaryota; Fungi; Basidiomycota; Agaricomycetes; Polyporales; Sparassidaceae. Gene Ontology annotation, molecular function: ATP binding; ATP hydrolysis activity. The transcript has 6 exons.